Molecule: messenger RNA, 1101 nt
Organism: Strongyloides ratti
Lineage: Eukaryota; Metazoa; Nematoda; Chromadorea; Rhabditida; Strongyloididae
Product: 2-oxoisovalerate dehydrogenase subunit beta, mitochondrial
Exons: 2
Coding region: 1-1101 (366 amino acids)
Biological process (GO): branched-chain amino acid catabolic process; response to nutrient
Molecular function (GO): catalytic activity
Source: RefSeq, a predicted model, not a curated record
AUGGCUUUGGUAAAUACAAUGUUAACAAAAAAUUUAUCAGGUUUUUUGAAAACAAUUAAAGGAAUAAGAAAUGCUUCACAUUUUACAUAUGUAUCUUCAACAGUAGACCCUUCUUUAGGUAAAACAACAAAGAUGAAUCUUUUUCAAUCUAUUAAUAAUGCUAUGGAUAUAACUUUGGCUAAAGAUGAUUCAGCAAUUAUUUUUGGAGAAGAUGUCGGUUUUGGUGGAGUUUUCCGUUGUACAGUUGGAUUACGUGACAAAUAUGGUAGUGAUCGUGUAUUUAAUACACCAUUAUGUGAACAGGGAAUUGCUGGAUUUGGUAUUGGUGCUGCUGUAGCUGGUGCUACUGCUAUAGCUGAAAUACAAUUUGGUGAUUAUAUAUUUCCAGCAUUUGAUCAAAUUGUUAAUGAAGCUGCAAAAUAUCGUUAUAGAUCAGGAAAUUUAUUUAAUUGUGGUAGUUUAACUUUUCGUGCUACAUGGGGAGCUGUAGGCCAUGGUGCAUUAUAUCAUUCGCAAUCACCUGAAGCCUAUUUUUCACAUACACCAGGAUUAAAAGUUAUUAUACCACGAGGUCCUAUUCAAGCUAAAGGAUUAUUGCGCGCAUGUGUUGAAGAUCCAAAUCCUUGUAUUUUCUUUGAGCCAAAAAUUCUUUACAGAAGUGCUGUUGAUGAGGUACCAGUAGAAGAUUAUAUUUUACCAUUAGGAAAGGCAGAAAUUGUAAAAGAAGGGAAAGAUGUCACAAUGGUUGCAUGGGGUACACAAUUACAUGUGAUAAGAGAAGUUGCUGAUAUGGUAGAGAAAGACCUUAAUGUGUCAUGUGAAGUAAUAGAUCUUCAAUCUAUUCUCCCUUGGGAUGUUGAGACAGUUGCUAAUUCUGUAUCUAAGACUGGGCGUCUUCUUAUCUCACAUGAAGCACCGAUAACAUCUGGAUUUGGAAGUGAAAUAGCAGCAACAAUUCAAAAAGAAUGUUUUCUUAAUUUGGAAGCUCCUAUUACUCGUGUUUGUGGAUGGGAUACACCAUUCCCUCAUGUCUAUGAGGCAUUUUAUCUUCCAUCUAAGUGGAGAUGUUAUGAUGCUAUUAAGAAAAUGAUAAACUAUUAA